CACAUUUACUGAAUUGGCCUUUAAAUACAAAGUUUAAAACCUUUUCAAAACCACACUGUGAUUUAGGGGUUUCAGUGCUCUGCCUUGUUCACAAAAAUUAGGUCAAGCUCCUGGUCUCAAAUUCUCAAUCAACCUAUAUCAAUCACCAUUGCAAUCAUGUCCGGUAGAAAAGAAACUGUUCUUGAUUUAGCCAAGUUUGUCGACAAGGGAGUUCAAGUUAAGCUUACUGGCGGAAGACAAGUGACAGGAACACUUAAAGGAUAUGAUCAGUUAUUGAACCUUGUGUUGGAUGAAGCUGUAGAGUUCCUUAGAGAUGCAGAUGAUCCACUGAAAACAACUGAUCAGACCAGGCGCCUGGGCUUGAUAGUUUGUAGAGGAACUGCUGUGAUGCUGGUUUCUCCUACUGAUGGGACGGAUGAGAUCGCAAACCCCUUUGUGCAGCCAGAUGGAGCAUAGAUUUCAAUUAGCCCUUGACCAGUGUUCUCUUUUAUGUUCUUAAGUCCUAAUCAGUCAAAGCAUAUAUCCUGACAGUUACAUGAUUGAUUCUGCUUGCUGUGAACAAAUGAAACCCUUGUAAUUCUGUUAGAAAAGUGUAUGUAUUUAACUUGAUUUUCCUGCCUAUUGGUCUGCGGCAGCGCUUAUUAAUGUUUGCAAGAUUUCCCCAA
This is a messenger RNA of Daucus carota subsp. sativus, 665 nucleotides long. Its product is annotated as sm-like protein LSM7. Gene Ontology annotation, molecular function: RNA binding. Gene Ontology annotation, cellular component: U6 snRNP; U2-type prespliceosome; catalytic step 2 spliceosome. The transcript is spliced from 5 exons. The record is from RefSeq and is a predicted model, not a curated record. Lineage: Eukaryota; Viridiplantae; Streptophyta; Magnoliopsida; Apiales; Apiaceae. Gene Ontology annotation, biological process: nuclear-transcribed mRNA catabolic process; mRNA splicing, via spliceosome. Bases 157 to 456 code for a protein of 99 amino acids.